This is a messenger RNA of Acinonyx jubatus (cheetah), 3087 nucleotides long. It is a transcript of the gene PRMT8, whose product is annotated as protein arginine methyltransferase 8. Gene Ontology annotation, biological process: peptidyl-arginine methylation. The record is from RefSeq and is a predicted model, not a curated record. The transcript is spliced from 10 exons. The coding region runs from base 1107 to 2291 and encodes 394 amino acids. Gene Ontology annotation, cellular component: plasma membrane. Lineage: Eukaryota; Metazoa; Chordata; Mammalia; Carnivora; Felidae. Gene Ontology annotation, molecular function: protein-arginine N-methyltransferase activity.
CUGCCGGGGAAGACUAGGGUAAGGGGAACAGGACUGUGGGCUCAGCCAUUUGACUUUCUCCUAUGGUCUCUUCCGAGCCACCUCUGGCUGAACCUUUGGCCCGACCUCUCAACCUGAGAGAAGCUUGGAGCCCCAAGUGCCUGGACGGGGACAGUGGGAGAAAAGGAGAGAUGAUAGCACACUUAGCCUUAGAGUUGAAGGAGUUAAGGACCCUCCCUCAUCCAGACACCCACCCCUUCGCUCCUGAAACCAUAAUUCGCCAAGGAAGGAACCAAGAAUUGACAGAGGAUCUGGGAAGUUGGGGGUGGGGUGGGAUGGGGGCGAGGUAACUAUGGCCCAAUCUUGCCCAGAGCUUGUCCUCGGUGGGAGGACAUACACCCGGGUCUAAGAACCUGCAAGAGCCCAGCUCCGGCGCCUGCUUUCAUCGAGUCUCCCGCGUGGCCUUGCAGCGUCCACGCCGCCCUUUGCCCCCGCGCAAGUUGUCCGCGCCGCCUGGGGGUGGAGGCGGCCAAAAGACCCCUGGAGCCUGGAGGAGGCGGAGGGCCCGGGGGCGCUGGGGGCCCUCCGUCUGCGCCCAGCCGCCGCUCGCUCUACCGAACCUCCUACCCCGCCCCCACUCACCCGGCUCAGCCCCUAGGAGAGACGCGCAGGAAGCGUGUUGCUUCGCCCAGCCGAUCGGCAGAAGUUGAGAGGAGUUGGUGGCUGCCUCCGGCCGGCCGGACUUUGCGAGCAGCCAGGAGAAGAGACGCCGCCGCUGCCGCGAAGCCUUCGGGGCUGCCUCCCUCCAGCCUAGCCCGCAGCGCGGGUGGAGAGGGGCGGGGAGGGGGUCGGGUGCGCGAGAAGAACUUGAAACUGUGUGAAGGAAUCCGAAGCAGAUGAGACGGGAGGAAAAUAAAACAAAGUGGAGACUGCAGAAAAGACUCAACCGUAGUUGAUUGUAUCGGCUGACGCUCCAGCAGAGGGGCUGGGUUGGUUUUUUUUUUUUUCCUCCCAUUCUCUCUCUCUCUCUCUCUCUCUCUCUCUCUCUCUCUCUCUCUCUCUUUUAAAGCUACACCAGCUCUCUCUUUCUCUACUAUCUCUGUGUCAUCAAACCCUUGCUGGCUCUUAUGGGCAUGAAACACUCCUCCCGCUGCCUGCUCCUAAGGAGGAAAAUGGCGGAGAACGCUGCCGAGAACACCGAGGUGAGCAGUGCCCCCCCGCAGCCCCCUCAGCCCGUCGCCCCACCCAAGCCUGUGCAAUGUGUCCAUCAUGUCUCCACGCAACCCAGCUGCCCAGGACGGGGCAAGAUGUCCAAGCUGCUGAACCCAGAGGAGAUGACCUCGAGAGAUUAUUACUUCGACUCCUACGCUCACUUUGGGAUCCACGAGGAAAUGCUGAAGGAUGAGGUGCGGACACUCACCUACCGGAACUCCAUGUAUCACAACAAGCAUGUGUUCAAGGACAAAGUGGUGCUGGACGUUGGGAGUGGUACCGGGAUCCUUUCCAUGUUUGCUGCCAAAGCAGGGGCCAAGAAGGUGUUUGGGAUUGAAUGUUCCAGUAUUUCUGACUACUCAGAAAAGAUCAUUAAGGCCAACCACUUGGACAACAUCAUCACCAUAUUUAAGGGUAAAGUGGAAGAGGUGGAGCUGCCUGUGGAGAAGGUAGACAUCAUCAUCAGCGAGUGGAUGGGCUACUGUCUGUUCUAUGAGUCAAUGCUCAACACGGUGAUCUUUGCCAGGGACAAGUGGCUGAAACCUGGAGGGCUUAUGUUUCCAGACCGGGCAGCAUUGUACGUGGUAGCAAUUGAAGACAGACAGUACAAGGACUUCAAAAUCCACUGGUGGGAGAAUGUCUAUGGCUUUGAUAUGACCUGUAUCCGGGAUGUCGCCAUGAAGGAGCCCCUGGUGGACAUCGUGGAUCCAAAGCAAGUGGUGACCAAUGCCUGUUUAAUAAAGGAAGUGGACAUUUACACGGUGAAGACGGAAGAGCUGUCAUUCACAUCUGCCUUCUGCCUGCAGAUACAGCGAAAUGACUACAUCCACGCCCUGGUCACCUAUUUUAAUAUUGAAUUUACCAAGUGCCACAAGAAAAUGGGGUUUUCCACAGCCCCCGAUGCCCCCUACACCCACUGGAAGCAGACUGUCUUCUACUUGGAAGAUUACCUCACUGUCCGGAGGGGGGAAGAAAUCUAUGGGACCAUAUCCAUGAAGCCAAAUGCCAAAAAUGUGCGAGACCUCGAUUUCACGGUAGAUUUGGAUUUUAAGGGACAGCUGUGUGAAACAUCUGUAUCUAAUGACUACAAAAUGCGUUAGCAUACGUGGGAGGCUGCAGACAGCGAGCAAGAAGAGAAACUCUUGCCUCGAUCUGCGGCUCUGUAACAAGGAACACCGUUUGCAGGACUACACUCUCGAAAACCAGAGUUUUUAAAUUCUGCCUUGAAGAUUGGUGAACUCACCAGGGCUCCCGUGGGCCACUGGACAGAGAGCUUCCAGUUCCUCAGCUCUGCUCUGGGAGCCCUUCACAGAGGCUUUGUUGUCGCCGACAAAGAGCAACCUCCAGUGCUGUGGCUGGGGCCCCCGAGGAUGGAAAAGUAUACACGUAUACCCAUUUGUCCUCCUUAACUGUGAAUCUCUGGAACUUCCAAGUUUUGCAUGCUGCAGGCAUCUAGGACAGAUUGCUUCACUAGAACCUGGAGACAUAGUGUCUUUGAUAGCAUAAGCCAGAUUACCUGUCUGUGCGGUGGUGUGCGUGUGUGCGUGUGUGUGCGUGUGCGUGUACAGCAUAUACAUUAGUUUAUUUACCCACACCUGUAUAUGCAUGCAUAUACAACCACGUGGGUAUAUUUCUGUGUUCAUUCAGGGUGUGUGUGUGUGUGUGUGUGUGUGUGUGCGUAGAAUAUAUAUUACUCUCAGAGGAGAUUCUGUUGCUUUCGAAUAGGAAUUUGUUUUGUGAUUAGUUCUCCCCACUUCCCAUCCCUUACAGAUGUUAAGCAGCUAUGAAACGUUCUCUGUACUAGCUCUGGUCUUCUUCUGACUAGACUGUGGCUCUGAACCCUGAGCAUAGUACCACGCACUCUGUUGGCACUCAAUAAAUGCACAUGAGAGCGAA